Molecule: messenger RNA, 953 nt
Organism: Erpetoichthys calabaricus (reedfish)
Lineage: Eukaryota; Metazoa; Chordata; Cladistia; Polypteriformes; Polypteridae
Product: voltage-dependent T-type calcium channel subunit alpha-1H-like
Exons: 2
Coding region: 429-917 (162 amino acids)
Source: RefSeq, a predicted model, not a curated record
UAUAAUAAAACCACGGCACACUGGAUCCUUCUUCUGCUUUUAGAAAUCUCAACCACACCUUCAGUCUUCAUCCGAACGUUAAAUAUGCUUGUUUUAAGUGGUUUGGAAAGAAGAUCUUAGCGGAGAAAUGACGGAACCGAUGUCUACAGUUGCAGGCGCCAGUGGCAAGAACCCCAAGCACCAGUGUCUAGCACCCGAAGAUGCACAAAUCCACUUGGAUACGCCCGCCCUCCAGCAGCUCAUUUGCCGUGGACGCUCUAAUUGUCAGAGCAGAGCGCCGCUGGGUCACGUGACCCGAACCCCUUCGCUAAAUCCGAAGUUUUCAGAUUCACUGUGACUGCGGGAUUCGCCGCAUGCACGCGAAGUACUUGUUCUAUUCCCGUGUAUGUGAUAAAGACUAGAGACAUAUCUCCAGCGCCAGUCGUUGUAUGAUUAAUUUGCCAUCUGAUUUACACAGCGAAUUUGCUGGCGCAGAUGGAAUACGAACGCCCGUCAGGAAGGGAUUUCUUAAAUAUAUGGUGGAGGUGAAGGUCUACGCCUAUGGAAACUCAACGGUGCUCCUUAUUAAGGUUCCAACUGUCAGUUGUGCUAUCAUGACCGAUGGCGACAGGGGAACGCAGAUCCAUCCACUGGGCGGUAAGGAUGCCAGGGUCCCAAUAUCAGAGUCAGGAGACGAUGAGGACGGAGGCAGCACAGACAACCCUGUUCAAGGGAGUCUCGGUUCGGGAGACUCAUGUGGUCCUGAACGGGCCGCGGACUUGGGUUCUGACAGUGAGGAGCAGCUCCAGUAUCCGCUUUUGGCUCCGGUUGUCUUCUUCUACCUCAAGCAAACAACGCGCCCUCGUAGCUGGUGUCUGCGACUGGUCUGUAACCCAUAUCCUUUUUAUUGCCAAUCCGAAGGAGAAAUGCGGGUAUAAAAGACAAGAUGGGCAAACGCACCUCCAUAUUUGGUU